AUGGAGGAAGACUCAAACGAUGGCACAUUGGUACUACCAAUAUUCAAGAAGAAGAAAGCAUCAUCAUCCACAAGGAAUAAGGACAAAGCCAGCCUUCGAACCAGCUCAGCAGCAUCAUCAACCAAGACGACGAUCGAAGAGGAUCCUAUCGACCAACAGACACACGAAGAAGAUGGGAACACGGUCAUCUCACGAGUCUCAAAGAAAUCGAUCCUCAAAUCAACCCCAACCAAAUCAAAGCAAUCCAGACUCUCUCUUGGCUCAGUCACGGACGAAUCAUUCGAUCUCAAUAACUCUUCUAAAUCUUCGUCACGCAGGAAACUGGCCAGGCCCGGCUCUCAUACAAGUCUAAAUAACUUCAGCUCAGAUGAAAGAUCGAUAGAGGGUUCGCCACUCUCUCGGCAGCUAUCCGAAUCUUCCAGACCUACCUACUCGACGGCCCAUUUGAAUGAACUCAAGUCGCUCACCUUGUCAAGUGUACCUGGCAGAUCGAAUGAAUAUACGGGGGAUGACGACCUGAUCCGCUCCAAAUUCACAGGCCAUCACGCUUUGGAAGACGAGGAUAUCAGUUUUGUUUCCAGUAACGAAUCGGUUCACAUCCCUACAUCCAAUUUCAUCAACUCGGCAAAGGAGCGUCGAUCACAGGCGCGCAAGAUCGGCCUCUCCCAUCAGUCAACAUCAAAUCUGCUGAUAUCUGAACCAAGCUCAUCCGAAGAUUUCAUCUCACUUUCUGCGGGGCCAAGCUCAGUCCUACCUUUCCAGGCGACAAAAAAUGGAGAGUCGCGUCUAGUGCGCGAGGAUGAUCAGUUUGGGGAAGGAGAUGACGAGCACGCAGAAUUCACUGGGGCGAAAGAAAGGGUUCCGUUGGGUGAAAAGGCCGGACUGGCAGCCGAGGCAAGCAAGAAGGCGGGGUUGGAAGCAAUGAUUAUGGACGCUGAGGUAGAUCUUCACGAAGGAAAUGAGGAAGAGAUGGAGUGGGAGGCCGCUCAGAUUCGUCGGGGUGGGAUUGGCAGCUCGGCCGAAAAGACGACAAAUGAGCGGAAGGCGGAGAUCUACAAACCUGCACCGAUCCCUGAACAUACCCCUCUUGCUUCACUUGCAUCAGUCGAAAGUGGGCUCUUGAACUUACUCAAUCUCCUCGAGGAGUCUGUAGCAGAACAAUCCGCAGCCGCUCUCCAGUUCACCACCGAGGAAAAAAACCUUGCCGAUCAAGAAUCUGAACUCCGUCAGGAAGUCAGUCGAGAGGCUCAACGAGCCGAUUUCUUCGAAGAGUUGAAUAGCUUCGUCAAAGAGAUCGACCUCUUCUUCACCAAGAAAUGGCCUCAACUUGAGAAAGUCGAGCAGGAUCUGAUUAGUAUUCUGAAAGAAAGGGCAGAGCUGAUCUCCAAGAGAAGGUAUGAAGAUCUCUCGGAUGAUUUGGUUUUGUUUAAGGAUGGAGAGGUUGGCGUGAUUCGACCAUCAUCAACAAAACCAUCGUCAAGGGAUGAAGAAUCUGAACCAAGCAAGGCGGAGCAGGAGAGCGAAGUUGAUGAACUAGGUCGUAGUCGUCCCGAACUCGAUAUCUCCCCACACGCCCCGUCACGUACAUCCAGACGGAACGACCGAGCUCACAGGCGAAAGCGACGAGUUGCAGCGGCAUCCAUUGAGCACACGGUCGAGGAAGACGACGAAGGUUUCUCGACCGAUGAUUCCCUUUCACCGGCCGAUUCAUCUGAUCUCAUGUCCGCCUCGAAAUCUCUUUAUGAUUCCAGUAGAGCGAUCCUGCUCGACAUCACCAAUCCAGUCUUCCUCUCGCCGACCCAUCCGGGCUCGAUCUUCGAUAGAUUCAUGAGUUGGAGAUCGAAAUAUCCGGAGGAAUAUGGGAACGCCUUCGGGAACCUGGCCCUCGUUCAAGCCUGGGAGUUUUGGGUCCGGGUGGAGAUCGUGAGUGGGCUCAACAUAUGGGGACUGCGUGAGUGGGUGAAAGGUGAAGACAAGAGGGGGAUCGAGAACUGGGAAUGGAUGAGGGGACUAGAAAGGUACGAGCAUGAGAUCCAAUCUGGCUCCCAAGCCGACUCGGCCGAUCCUCAAGAAUCAGUGAUCGCAGCGAUGAUUUCGACGGUUGUCAUUCCUUUGUUGCUGCCGAUUAUCAAGUCUUCAUAUGACCCUUUCUCGACCCGAGCGACCACGAAAAGUCUCCAGCUCGCAGAACAAGUGAGCUAUGUCGUGGAAACCGAGGGCAACCCGACCUACGAUAAGUUGAUCAAGUGUUUCUUGGACCGCUUCCGGAGCUCGAUCCAUGAUCUCAAACGGCUAGUCGGUAGCCCUCGAGAGUUGAACGACAAGUUACGUAGUCAAGUCGGAGUCGAAGGCAUCCAAGCUCGUCAACGCUUCCUCAACAAGUCUUUCAAGCUGUUCAAACAAGGCAUUCGAUGGAAGCAAUUCUGUGGGAAAAAUUAUUGGAUCGAUGGCGAUCAGGAGGACGAUCUCGGUGAUCUUAGACGGCUCGAUCAGAAGAGUAUUAGCAGUAAUACCAUCCUUCCUUUGGACUUUAAGUAUCUCUUGGUCCAUCACCUUUUGCUUCAGAUCAUCUGUCCGAUCUUGGGCAUCAGUUGGGAAACUGGCGGCCAACAAAUCUCCGAAAAGAUCAUUGCUGCUUGUCCUGAUAACUUUUUGCCCGAUGAGGUCAUAUCCAUGCUCAAAAACGGACAAUUUUCAACUUAA
Puccinia graminis f. sp. tritici CRL 75-36-700-3 is the source of this 2703-nucleotide messenger RNA. RefSeq lists its product as uncharacterized. NCBI's taxonomy places the organism in Eukaryota, Fungi, Basidiomycota, Pucciniomycetes, Pucciniales, Pucciniaceae. Gene Ontology annotation, cellular component: nucleus; U2-type post-mRNA release spliceosomal complex. Gene Ontology annotation, molecular function: DNA binding. Gene Ontology annotation, biological process: mRNA splicing, via spliceosome; spliceosomal complex disassembly. The transcript has 4 exons. The coding region runs from base 1 to 2703 and encodes 900 amino acids. The record is from RefSeq and is a predicted model, not a curated record.